Messenger RNA from Notothenia coriiceps (black rockcod), 3671 nucleotides. Its product is annotated as cadherin-20. The transcript has 11 exons. The record is from RefSeq and is a predicted model, not a curated record. Gene Ontology annotation, molecular function: cadherin binding; calcium ion binding; beta-catenin binding. The coding region runs from base 88 to 2475 and encodes 795 amino acids. Gene Ontology annotation, biological process: multicellular organism development; adherens junction organization; cell-cell adhesion mediated by cadherin. Gene Ontology annotation, cellular component: adherens junction; plasma membrane; catenin complex. Lineage: Eukaryota; Metazoa; Chordata; Actinopteri; Perciformes; Nototheniidae.
GCAACAGUAGCCGGAAAGACCCAGCAGGCAACUGCACUCGUGAAGAAAAAGGAAAAGGUUUUUUGAAAUACUACUCUGCGCCUAACAAUGGGAGAGCGAUUUCAUCUUCCAGAAGUUGCCAGCACCUUGCUCCCUGUGGCCCUCUGCAUUUUGACCCUUCUGCCCCACAGCAUUCUGGGUAGACCUGCAGAGGAGGAAAACGCAGGCAGCUCAGCACUGCUGCAGAGGGUGAAGAGAGGCUGGGUGUGGAACCAGUUUUUUGUGCUGGAGGAGUACACCGGACUGGAACCACUUUAUAUUGGAAAGCUCCACUCAGAUAUGGAUAAAGGCGACGGCUCCAUUAAGUACAUCCUAUCGGGCGAGGGCGCGGGCACCACCUUCACCAUCGACGACAGCACGGGGGACAUCCACGCGCUCCAGAGGCUGGACCGGGAGGUGAAGUCCCAGUACCUCCUCCGCGCCCAGGCUCGCAACCGCCUGACGGACAGACCUCUGGAGCCCGAGUCCCAGUUCAUCGUGAAGAUCCAGGACAUCAACGACAACGAGCCCAGGUUUCUGGACGGGCCCUACCAGGCGACUGUGCCCGAGAUGUCCAAUAUAGGAACAUCUGUGAUCCAGCUGACUGCUACGGACGCCGACGACCCCACGUACGGCAACAGCGCUCGGGUGGUCUACAGCAUCGUGGAGGGCCAGCCCUACUUCUCUGUGGACGCUAAAACCGGCGUGGUCCGUGUGUCCCUGGCAGACAUGGACAGGGAGACCAGGGAGAACUACACCGUGGUCAUCCAGGCCAAAGACAUGGGGGGCCAGCUGGGGGGGCUCGCCGGCACCACCACGGUCAACGUUAUGCUCGGCGACAUCAACGACAACCCGCCCAUGUUUGACCAGAGGCUGUACCAGAUGAGCAUCCCAGAGGCGGCCCCCGUGGGGUCAGUGGUGGGGCGUAUCUGGGCCAAGGACAGGGACAUUGGGCUGAACGCAGAGAUGGUGUACAGCAUCAUCGAUGGAGAUGGAAGGGACCAGUUUGACAUCAGCACCGACCCCACCAACCUUUUUGGCAUCAUCACAGUGAAAAAGCCACUGAACUUUGAGGGCAAACCUAGUUACACUCUGAAGGUGGAGGGCGCCAACAACCACCUGGACCCCUCACUGCGCCACCGCGGGCCCUUCAAGGACGUCACCAUCGUGCACGUGAGCGUGGAGGACGUGGACGAGCCCCCGCAGUUUGAAUCCCCUGAGUACUACGUGGAGCUGUCAGAGGACGCAGAGAUCGGCACGUUGGUGAAGACCAUUUCAGCUAGAGACCCCGACGCUGCCAACCACACUGUGAGGUAUUCCAUCGACAAGUCCAGCGACCCCGAGAAGUUCUUCUACGUGGAACUCACUACUGGCUCUCUGAUGACUGUGCGCUCGCUGGACCGAGAGGAGAUCGGCUGGCACAACAUCACCGUCCUCGCCAUGGAGAUGAAUAACCCCACAAAGAUCUCCAGUGUGUCGGUGGCUGUGAGGGUCCUCGAUGUCAACGAUAAUCCUCCUACGCUGACGCACUACUUGGAGGCUUAUGUGUGUGAGAACGCUAAAGCGGGACAGCUGGUCCAGACGGUGACGGCGGUGGAUCCCGAUGAGCCGCUGGGGGGGCAACGCUUCUACUACAGCCUGGCUCCAGAGGCCGCUAACAACCCUAACUUCACCCUCAGAGACAACCAAGACAACACGGCGUGGAUUCUGACGCGGCGGGGGGGCUGGUCUCACCAGGACCAGACCGUCUUCUACCUGCCCAUCUUCGUCUCUGACGGGGAGCAGCCGGUGCAGAGCAGCACGAGCACGCUGACCGUCCGCGUGUGCAGCUGCGACCACGACGGAAACGUCCUGUCCUGCACCGCCGAGGCCUACACCCUGCCGGCCAGCCUCAGCAGGGGGGCGCUCAUCGCCAUCCUCGCCUGCAUCUUCGUCCUGCUGGUGAUGAUCCUGCUCAUGCUCUCACUGCGCACACACCGUAAGAAGCCCUUCCUGUGUGACGAGGAGGAGAACGUCCACGAGAACAUCGUGCGCUACGACGACGAAGGUGGCGGCGAGGAGGACACCGAGGCCUUCGACAUCGCCGCCAUGUGGAACCCACGAGAGGCGCACCACCACCCGGGCAAGAUGAGGCAGGACAUGCUGCCGGAGAUCGAGAGUCUGUCGCGCUACGUCCCUCAGGCGUGCGUCAUGGGCGGGGGGGACAGCAGCGUCCACGGGUACGUGCUGGCCAAGCUCCUGGACGCCGACAUGGACGCGUGCGCCCCGCCUUACGACUCCCUGCAGACCUACGCCUACGAGGGCGAGGGUUCGGUGGCAGAGUCGCUCAGCUCGCUCCAGUCGGGGACGUCCAACACGGACCACGAGUACGACUAUCUCAACGACUGGGGGCCACGCUUUAAAAAACUUGCCGAGAUGUACGGCGUGCUGGAGACGAACACUCCUCAGAUGUGGUAGAACGUCAGAACCAUUGCCUUUUAACUCCGAGAAAAGCUACACCGACACAACAACAUCAGAGAAGUGCCACAAACACGUGCAUAAUAAAGCCAGGUGUGCUCUCACCUCCACAUCCAUGACUGUUACUGUAGCACUUGAAUUCCUGCCUGGAUUCUCCACAGCCUUGAAGGCCUGAGAGCCCGCAGCAGCAGUGUGAGCUGCUUUUAAAUCUCCCCCAGAGACUGAGGCUGGAUGGCAGCCUUGUGAGGCCCACAGAGGAGCAGCUUCAAAGCACAGCUAACCCCCCCUCCUGACCCCCCCCCCAAAGUCAGAGCCGUCUUUGGUUCAAAGUGAGGAGCGGUUUAUGCCAGAGAUGAAAACAAGAGAGACCUUACUCACAGCAACACAGGAGUAAAAACUCUGAAAAGCUGAAGUUGGCAGGACAACUGUGAGGGGGGGAAAUGAAAAACAAAAGCCUGCAAUUGGAGAUACGUCUUUAUUUGUUUCAUCUGCGGCAAGUCUUAAUUUAUUCCUUUGUUCCAUGUGCUGUAUUUAUAUUUUUUGCUAACUUAUUUGGGUACUUCAAACCAACACUGUACUUGUACGGCCGCUAUGUGAAGAAGUCUUCAAAAGAUCACGUAUAUGUUGUAACAUAUAUUUUCAUUCUGUGUGAUGACACGUUUCUCGAAAUGUCACAUGACAUGCGCAGGAAAUGGAGAUGCUGUAAUCCCAUUUGGGUUGAUAUGUUUAUCGUAUUAUUGUUUUUGUAUUGUAACUCUGGUCUUUCCCUAAACAUAAAGCAGUAAUACAUUCAUGAGGAUGUUAAGGAAGCCAUUUUUGGAUCUGGAUUUUUCCCAGCAGGCUUGGAAAGCAAACGAGGCUUUCACUUUCAUUUCUGGUACCGACAACAAGGCUUGAUGUGUCCUGUGUUGCUUUUCUGCCACCACACAAAAGUGGCUUAAUCCUCCAAUUCUGUGGACUUCAAAGACAUUUAUAAUCUGCAUUAAGUGCCAAAUGUACAAAAAGGACAAAAAAGACGUUUUGGAUGAAACAUAAAAGAAAUCACACACACCACCAAAAGAUAAGAAAAUGGAUUUUGCAAACUGGAAAUGAAGUAGAGGAACAUUUUGAUAAUUUGAUUGGGUGACGUUUACUUGAAAUCAUUGUGGUCAGUCAUGCUGCAGUAAGUGGUAUGUGAAUGUAGGUAUUUUUUUGUA